This is a messenger RNA of Drosophila elegans, 1170 nucleotides long. RefSeq lists its product as uncharacterized. The coding region runs from base 1 to 885 and encodes 294 amino acids. The transcript is spliced from 3 exons. The record is from RefSeq and is a predicted model, not a curated record. NCBI's taxonomy places the organism in Eukaryota, Metazoa, Arthropoda, Insecta, Diptera, Drosophilidae.
AUGUCGAACUAUCGCAGGCAGGCGCCACCACCAUUCUGGAAUAGGUUGUUUCAUCGCUAUUCGCAACUACUCCAGCACUUUCAGCAUGGUAAUCCUUCCUGGCAGCACCUCUUGCCUAUGGCAAAUCUGCGGAACGCUCUGGUUGAUUUUAAAUCGGGUGAGCAAUUACAGGAGCCAGUUUCGACAAGCAAAAAGCCACCAAUCCCCUCCAGACGUCAGUAUGUAUUGAAAUUUUUAGUUCUUUUUGUGGUAAAACAGAGACCUUUGCCUAGGAAAACUUUGAAGAAGCAUCCACAAAGUCAAAAAAUCAUUGCUAAUACAUACCAAAAAAGUGUUCCCUUAAAAAAGUUCCUACCAAACAAAAGAAAAGGAAAUCAAAAGCACCUUUUGGCGGGACAAAAAAGCUUAUACUCCUCUGGAGAAUUGGAUAAUAUUGAAAUGUGUUCUUCCAACUAUAACUCAUCUUCUGAUCGACUGCAGGAGCUUUUCAAAAAUUGGACAAGAGGAAAGAAAUCCAGAGAAAAGCCUUGGCAACUGUCCAAGGAAAUGAAAUUACUUAAAACCAAUUGUUUGCUGAGAACAAAAAAAUCCUUCAAGAGAACGUAUGAUCCUUAUAAGAUUUCAUUAAGCGCACUGCAUUACAAAGCCACUCCAAGGAUUCACUACCUGGCAAGGCCUCAUAUUAGGGACCAACAGGAAGCGCCUGGAAUGGUUCCAAGGAAAAAUCAAGUCCGCAAGAGAACCACAAAGCGCCUUAGAAAUCUGGCCAAGCCCAAGCUGCGUGAGGAUAGUGACAUUCGGAAGAAACCAUUUCAAGUUUCAGGACGUGCUUUGCGGGCCAAGAUUACAUCACGUCUUCAGCUAUUGGCCAAGCCAAAAACAUGAGGUCAACGGCAAUUGCUAGGGAUCGGAAGAUUAUCUGGGAGCAGUGCAGAUAUUUCCAGAUCCCUGCCAUCUGUCGUUACAUUGUUUUUGCUAAGUCGAAAAUAAAGAACAAUGUUAGAUGAUAGAGAUCAGAAGAUUAUUCCUAACAUCUUCAGAUCUCUGUCAUCUUUCGUUGACCGAUUGGACUUCAAAAUCAAGGGUUUGGUUUAGAUCUUAUGCCAAGAAAGUCAAGAGCUAAAACUUAAAAAUUUUAAUUCUUUAAUAAAUGAAUAAAAAUAUAUCAAA